Molecule: messenger RNA, 267 nt
Organism: Lathyrus sativus (Indian pea)
Lineage: Eukaryota; Viridiplantae; Streptophyta; Magnoliopsida; Fabales; Fabaceae
Source: the annotation of a GenBank genome assembly
AUGUGUUGUGGCCAACAUCCGUUGUUUCCAAAAGACGCCGGUAACGAUCACUCACCGUCGGCGCUCGACAACCUCCGUGUCCGCCUUGCCGACACCGAAGCUCGCCUCGCUCGCGCCAGAGCUCGUGAAGCCCAGCUCACGCGCCGUCUUCACGAGAUGAAGCGCUUCUUAUCCGUCAUGGAAAUUCUUGAAGGUUAUCUCAAACGCCGUUACCGUCUUCAACAACAACGUCUCGCUCGCCUCCUUUCUCUCCCACCGGCCCUGUAA